Suillus clintonianus is the source of this 555-nucleotide messenger RNA. RefSeq lists its product as uncharacterized. NCBI's taxonomy places the organism in Eukaryota, Fungi, Basidiomycota, Agaricomycetes, Boletales, Suillaceae. The transcript has a single exon. The annotation marks the transcript as partial. The record is from RefSeq and is a predicted model, not a curated record.
AUGAGUUACUCAGAUCUACGUCAGUAUCUCCAUAAAGUAUUAUCCUGGUUCUCGUGCUCACCUCAUGCAUCAUCAGCCGAAAAAGCUUGGGAGAAGCUAUCCCAGGUCGCUGUGCAUGGUGCUGUAUACGACUCCCGUGAACGUCUGCCCCAUCCGAAAUGUCUGAAAGAUACCCGAACGACACUUCUCAAGCACAUUUACGAGUUUUUAGACAAUCCAGAGACAAGCCAACUCGUUUGGCUGCAUGGCACGGCGGGUGUAGGAAAGUCUGCUGUCGCAUUCACCGUAGCUGAAAGGAUGAGAGGUCUGAAAGCAUCAGAGGUGACGACUGUUGAAAAACGGCUGGCAGGAACAUUCUUUUUCUCGCGCACGAACACGAACCGCCGCACGACUGGAUGUUUCUUCGCAACCCUCGCCUAUCAGCUUGCCAAGAAUUUCCCCUCCGUUCGGAGUGACGUAUCCAAAGCUAUCAUUGAAAAUCCCGCCGUUCUAGAGCCCAACAGUUCUGUUCGCGAUCAGAUGGAGGCGUUGUUUCUCCGACCUCUCCGGAAGCUU